Ipomoea nil (Japanese morning glory) is the source of this 1106-nucleotide messenger RNA. Its product is annotated as ylmG homolog protein 1-2, chloroplastic-like. The coding region runs from base 87 to 797 and encodes 236 amino acids. The record is from RefSeq and is a predicted model, not a curated record. The transcript has a single exon. NCBI's taxonomy places the organism in Eukaryota, Viridiplantae, Streptophyta, Magnoliopsida, Solanales, Convolvulaceae. Gene Ontology annotation, cellular component: membrane. Gene Ontology annotation, biological process: chloroplast fission.
GGAACCCGGUGCCUAAUCUCAACAACUUUCACAAAGUCUUGGAAGCUCCUGGUGCCACACAACUUUGAGCAUUUGCGGAAACUUCAAUGGCUUCUGCACUCAUGGCUUCUCAAACCCUAAUUCUCCAAACCCCUACCUAUCUUCAACCUCUCACCUCUGUUGCUCCAACCCAUAAUCGAAUUCUCCUACCACGAACCCUAUCCGCGCGGUCACUACCCACUCUCUCCGCCAAAUUUCCCAACAAAUCGCGAGUUUCGGCUUCAUCCCAGGUUGCCCUGCCCACCCGUUCAUCGGAUGACCUGAAACUGAAAAUCCCCGCCGAGUCGCUGCUCACCGGGCCAACCCGCACGAUCGCAACCCUCUUCGUAUUCGCGCUUGGAGUCUCCAAAGUUGUGGCCCACAAAGUCCUCGAUUUGGGUCUGCAUCUGAAUGGAUUUCAGGGACUCCAGCGGGCUUUGGUGUGCUCUGCGGGGCCCCUGUUUUUCGCCGCAAGGAGCUCGCUUGAUUCCACUGCUUUGAAUACGCCGCUCACCGUGGUUGCUGCGGGGAUGGCGAAAUGGCUUGAUAUCUACAGUGGGGUUUUGAUGGUCAGGGUUUUGCUCAGCUGGUUUCCGAAUAUACCCUGGGAAAGGCAGCCAUUGUCAGCCAUUAGGGACCUCUGUGAUCCGUAUUUGAAUCUCUUCAGGAACAUCAUCCCCCCUGUUUUUGAUACUUUGGAUGUUAGUCCCCUUCUGGCUUUUGCAGUAUUGGGUGCACUUGGUUCGAUCCUGAGCACCACUAGCACUAAGGGUCUCUGAGGCGAAUUGAAGGAGACACAUGAUUUUUGCAGGCACACUUGUAUCCAGUAAGGAUUAAAUACAAUACUAUGUUGAAUUCCCUCGUUCUUCCCUGCGUGUAAUUGAAAUUUGAGGCUGUAAUGGUUUUGUAGUUCCUUGGAACUUUUUAUUCAAUCCUAUUAGUGAUUUUGGCAUUUAGCUAUUCAGAUUUUGUUGCAUUUGGUUCUUUUCCUUAGCAUCAAGCUCAUAUUUGGCACUGUUAAUUAUAUAAAUGUUAUGUAAGAUAUCUGAAACUCAAGAAAUGAAUGGAAAUGAAUACAUUGAGCAUAA